Messenger RNA from Camellia sinensis, 906 nucleotides. NCBI's taxonomy places the organism in Eukaryota, Viridiplantae, Streptophyta, Magnoliopsida, Ericales, Theaceae. The record is from RefSeq and is a predicted model, not a curated record.
AUGCCUGAAUCUGUUCCCAUUCCUUUAUACCCUAACUCUGUCUCCAUGAAGCUCCUCAUAUGGAAUUGUAGAGGUGUAGGCAAUAAGAUUUUCAGAAGAACUCUGAAAGAAUUGGUUCAGAAUUACAAGCCAUCGAUUUUAGCAUUAAUGGAAACGAAAGUUGAGCUCAAUCCUGUGGGCAAGAGUGGUGGUAUCUGGAUUCUGUGGGAUCCAUUUCGUGCAACCGUAAAAGCCUUAGAGGUGAAUGCUCAAUGUAUUCACGCCAAGAUUCAACGAGAUAAUCACUCAGACUGGAUUUUGUCAGCCAUCUAUGCUAGCCAUAAUCCUAGAGUUAGGGAUAAUCUGUGGAAAAUUUUGGAAGCUGCGGCAGAUAACAUGAACCAUCCUUGGCUUGUGGCAUGGGAUUUUAAUAAUAUCGCAUCGCAAGGGGAGAAGAGAAGUUUCUCAACAAACCAAAGCAGUAUUAGAACUCGAAAAUUCAAUGCAAGAUUGAACAGAUGCAAUCUCAUGGACUUAGGUUGUUCUGGUCCUAAUCUUACUUGGUCUAAUGGUCAGCAAGGCCUUGCUAAUACAAUGGAAAGACUUGACCGAGCUGUGUGCAAUACAGAGUGGAGACUUGCUUUUACAGAAGGAGCGGUUAAGAAUCUUCCCCGAACCUACUCUGAUCAUUCUUCCAUGAUUGUUUUCACUCAAGGUAUGAAUUCUCCUAACCUUUCAGCUAGACCUUUUCGUUUGGAAGCUGCUUGGUUUACAGAUUCUAGUUUCAAAAAUGUUGUUGAAAAGUCUUGGGUUGAUAGUCAUUUUUCUGUUCCUGAGGCCAUUGAUUUACUUACUAAAAAUGCUUUGAGUUGGAACAAAAAUAGUUUUGGAAAUAUUUUCAGGAAAAAAAAGGUGGCUCUUGGGUAG